This is a messenger RNA of Saccharomyces paradoxus, 3699 nucleotides long. It is a transcript of the gene SYT1, whose product is annotated as Arf family guanine nucleotide exchange factor SYT1. The coding region runs from base 1 to 3699 and encodes 1232 amino acids. Gene Ontology annotation, molecular function: guanyl-nucleotide exchange factor activity. The transcript has a single exon. The record is from RefSeq and is a predicted model, not a curated record. Lineage: Eukaryota; Fungi; Ascomycota; Saccharomycetes; Saccharomycetales; Saccharomycetaceae. Gene Ontology annotation, biological process: regulation of ARF protein signal transduction.
AUGAAUCAGUCUAUUUCGUCGUUGAUUAAGCUUAAAUUCCUUCAAUCACACAGUAAUGAUAAAAGUAGCAACAAAAAGGGCGGAAACAGUAUUCUAGCUGACACAGAUAAGAUAAGAGAGCAUGAAAGUUAUAGGAGCCCUUUUAUUCAACUCGCAGGAAUACAGGAACACAUUAAUAAUGAUGACGAUAAAUCUAACCUAAAGGAAUGCGAGCCCACAAAGAAACACAGCAAACUAAGCAGGAUACGGCGCAAGAUGGGUAGAUUAGAUUUAAACUUCAGGUCAAGCAGUGAAAAAGGCUCUGAAGAUGAUGACAUUGUGGUUGUACAACAACUCGGUGAUGGACAAGAUUCUGAAGAAAGGUCUUUCAAAUCAGAGAAGAAUGUAGACUCGAUAGAGAAAGUACCCAAGCACAAUCUCGAGAGGACCACACUUGUUAACUUUGGGCCUGAUAACAUAAAGAGAAACUCAAAACACACCUCUCUUAUUCCUGUGAAAUCUGCCAUGGAAAAGUUUCCUACUUCUAAUAGAUUGUCAAGAGAUUACAGAAAGUCACAAGAGCACUCCUUGUUUAAUGGUGAAAAAUUAACCCCUACGCUUCCUAUGGUGAGCAGAAUAUCAACAUCGUCUUCUGUCGGUUCGUCUACUGCGGCUUCGAGAUACUUCAACCCGUCCAAAAGAACUGUUGUUGCAUCAUCAUCGUCAUCAUCAUCGUCAAUAAAAUUCAAUUCCUUACAUGCCAUACCAAUUGAUGCAACUCCUCAAAUUGAACUAGCAAAGCAGCAAGAUGAGAUAUCUAAAAGGAGGUUCGGAAGAAGGCGCAGUAGAACCGUUGAUGUGUUUGACUAUAUUAAUAAGAACAAUACGGCUAUGAACAAGGCACCACUAUCUCCACCUUCGUUUAUUGGGAAUAUUGACGAGAAAAAUGCAAAUUCAGUCAUGCAAGACACCAUGAGAUCUCGCGGACUACUUUUGCCCGAUGACAGCAAUAUUAUAAGCAAUGAUACAAAUGGAGUGGAAACACAUCAUUCAGAUCAUCAGAUUUUAUCGAGAUCCAGAUCUCAAAGUACAUCUUUUGUUCAAAGCAAAGGCGGUAAGAGAAAAUCUAUCGAAGAUGAAAGCUACCAUAACAAAUUGGGCUUACCUCAUGCAUCAGGCCCCACUUCAGUUUACAACAAUAAAAGCAAUGCUAAUUCAACUAUUACCGGAAUGUCAAGAAGAAGCAGCUCCAUUGUAAACGCCUUAAGUAGUUUCGUUAAUCUUCGCUCCUCCAGUUUAUCAUCUUCUAAACAACAGCACCUUCAGCAACAACAGCAGCUACAGCAAAAACUGGAUGUCUCGUUGGAUGAUCUACCACCAGUUCCUGCUCCUGAAUUUAGUGAUUCUUGCAAAGAUUUCUUGGUCAAAUUAGCCCCAUAUGGAAAGUUCAUUGGGGUCAUUUUAACGGAAAAGGAAGAUGAGUUCAAAAAAAAUUGUUUAGAUUACCUGUUAACGAACUGCUUUGAAUUCAAAAAUGAUCCUUUAGACAUUGCCCUGAGGAAACUACUUAUGUUCUUAGAGCUACCAAAGGAGUCACAACAAAUUGAUAGGUUGAUAAUGGCGUUUAGCGUUGCAUACCAUAAGGCGCAGAAGAGCUAUUGUAAAAAAAAGGGAAUUGAGUGCUCCUGGUCUAAUGCAGACCAGGUGUAUUUUAUUGCAUUUUCCUUACUGAUGCUGCAUACAGAUUACUUCAACCCUAACAAUAAGUGCAAAAUGACAAAGCAUGAUUUUGUCGAUUUAGUUCAUAAUGACAAAUACUCAGGCGGAAGUGAGAUCCUUAUAGCUGUUUUGACAUAUUUUUAUGAGAAUGUGACGGCCAAAGAGUCGCCCAAAUUCAAUUAUUUUAUGAUGUCACCGAUGGCUUUAGACGAUAGCAUCUUUGAUAAAGAUGCAUUUGACACAAAUUUUGCUCUCACGUUAUCAUCGAAUUCGAUGUAUUCUCCCAUAGAAAUGAUAAAAAGAGGUAGCAUAUUAUCCAAGGAAGCUUCCCUUUCACCAACCCUCUAUCCGUUAGCAAAUUCGAUUAGUGCAUCUGGUAUUGCUCCAUCUACAACAGUUUCGUCAGGUCCGCCUAAUACACCUGGUACUAUAAACGGGACCAACCUUGGACCCACCAAUAACAAUAGCAAUAGACCGGCCUCUAACUCAAUAUCGUCUUAUUUUUCAUACAACCCAAGCUCCAGUUCCAGCGGAAAUGCCACACUGGUUCAAGAUGACAUUAACAUUUAUUCGCAUAUUAUAAAUGACACUCUAAAUGAAGUAAAUUUAUCUUCGGAGGUCUCAAAGUAUUGGAAUAAAAAUGCCCUGAAGGCCGAUUUGUUGAGAAAGGAAGAACAUAAAUACGAAAAAUAUUAUAGCAUUAUGAAUGAUACUAAAGGUGGAUAUUUACGCUUUCACAAAAGUCAAUUGAAUAAACUGAAUUUACCCAAUUUUGAAAUAUUGAAUGAUAAUAGCCUGUCUGGUUGCAAGAAUUCUGAUUACAAGUAUUGCAAAAUUCUCCAAAUGGGAGGAAUAAUGAACUUAGGCAUGCCCAGUAGAAAAUUUUCUAUUGUGAAUUCCGGUAAGAUUCAUUGGAAAAAGGAAUUUGCUAUAUUAACAUCAUUUGGGCUUUUAAUCUGCGAUAAAAUGGACUGGAUAAAUCCGCAGAUGAUGAAGGAUCCAAAAUCAGGAACUACAAACUAUAUAAUUGAUUUUAAAUCUGGAUUUUCUUUUGUUCCGGGAAGUACGAUUGACGUCUACAACGGUUUGUUCGCUGAUAGUGAACGAGAUUCACUUGGGAAGUCGCAUUUCGCAAGUUUGGUGCUUGCGUAUACAGAGCAUCAUUCCACCGGGAGCCAUACAAGCAAUACGGCGGUAACAAGUGGUCCCGCCAGACAGAGUGAAGGAGUCUUUGAAACAUCUUCAGAUGAAGAGGAAAUCAACACGAGUUUCACUGAUGGUACCAGCAGUGUGAGCAACAGCGUGAGCAACAGCGAUAGUGGAACAGGUAGUGUUUCCAGUUCAGAUAAUCAAUUGAGUUCGAAUGACGGUAAUAAUAAGGAGGACCGUUCCGUGAAGGACGAGUUUCCGAUUUUCGAGGACGAAAAUGCCGACUGUCUAUUGUACUUACAUACAUGCCAUCGAAAUUUUAUCUGGAAAUGUGCUAAUACGUAUGAAAGGGACAACUGGAUCGAUUCUAUUAACUUGUUUUCAGCAUACGACGGAUGCUAUGUGGAAAUUGGUAGCAUAGCAAACACCAUUUGUAAUAAGAGAAAGCUUACCGUUUUGCAGAGGAUGGGAAGACUAAGGUCUAUAAAAUCAGCCAAGUGGGAGAAAUUGAAAACAUUCGAAAGCACACUGAUGUUAAUGGGGAAAUGUGUGCCUAUUAGCACGAAGACUAGGACGGAUAUGAUAAACCGCAUAAGACAGCUGGCUGUCAGAAUGGAUUGGUUAAUCUACGAAAUUAAGAGAAACGAGCUGUUUGUAAGUAUUAUAAAGGAAGUGACUCGCAAGCAGGCUGGGAAGAAUAUUUUACAGGAUGAGAAAGGAGAAGAAGAGGGUCGAGGUAAGAAUGACGAUAGUGACGGUAUUGAUGAUAUAGAGGAAAGCUUCUUAUUCAACGAAGACAGUUUACAAGAGUGUGUGAGCGACAGUGGUCACGACGAGUAUAGUAACGAAUAG